AUGAGCAUCGCCAGCCUCAAGCCCGCCAGGGGCAAGCUGCAGAGGCUGUGGCCGACGUCGUCGUCGUCCUCGAAAAGCCCGUCGUCUCCGUCGUCCGAGUUUAAGGACUGGAGCAAGAGCGAUCUCAGCGCCGUCAUCCGCUUGGCGGGCUUUCAGAUGGGCGCGCUCGGCAACCCGGCGAAUCCUAUCCCCCUGGGGAGCCGAGACGACAAUUCGGCACGGGACCGCGGCGUCAGGAGGAGCCACUCGGAGCAUGCAGUUGAGCCGAUGGCGGUCCUUCCGCCGAGCAGAGCUCCGCCGCCGCCGCCGCCGCCGCCAUCUGCUCCUAGUCCUCCUUCGUCACUCUACCAUCCGUAUUCACCUCCCCAGCAUCCUUCGCCGGACAAAGCACCUCCUCCUCCUUCGCUCUACUAUCCGUAUUCACCUCCCCGGCAUCCUUCGUCGGACAAGGCACCUCCUCCUCCUUCGCUCUACUAUCCGUAUUCACCUCCCCGGCAUCCUCCGCGGAGCAGGGCACCUUCUCCUCCUUCACUGCAUCAUCUGUAUUCAUCUGCCCCGGUUCCUUCUCCAGACAGGGCGCCGCCACCUCCUCCACCCGAUCUACUUCCUGAGCUCUCACCCGUCAACUAUGGUGACGAGGAUGAAGAAGAGCACGCUCUGGCCAUUCCGCCCGCACGGCCAAUCUCCAUUUUCAGAAGACGGGCCAAGACCCCCGUGCAUCAGAUCGGGCAGCUUGAGCGGGCAGCCAGGCACAGUCAACAAGGGGCCACCGGUCUCAACAGGAUGUCGAGCGUCAGCACCAUUGCGCGCCAGUAUCGGGAGCUGGUGUAUUACCCAGAUGUCCCGGAGGACGACGCCGACGACACCCGGCCCGAGGCCAGCGCUGAGUUUGGCCACGAGCCUAUCGUCAGUCAGACUCCGGAAGAGCAUCGUCGAAGCACGUCGCUCGAGUCUCGGGACUAUCGGCGAUGCAGCCGAUUGGCGCCGUCACUCCUGUCCGACGACGGGACGCUGGUUGCCUUGGAGGAGGAGCUGGUGGAGGACACGACAUUCUGCAAGUCCGCCGCCUGGUCGCCGCUGGCAUCUCCGCCGCCGCCUCUGCCGCCGCCAAAGGGCAAGGAGGCAGAUGGUGAGGUGCCUGGCCCGGCGACGUUGAGAUUCAGCAUCGGCCUGGACCUGCUGACGCGGGAGCUCUCAUCUGCGAUGACCAAACAGUCCGACGCCUCUGGGCUGCAAGUCUGGGUCAUGAUUGAGGCCUACGAGCGGCUGCGGCAUCAGAUUGCGGCCACGGGGCCGGGUAAUGAGGAGGCCAAGGAGGCCAUUGACUCUUGGCUCAAGGCGCUGCACGCCAUUCACAGGGAACUGGCUGACGAGGCGGCGAUGAGCGAGAGCGAGUACGGUGAUUGA
This is a messenger RNA of Hirsutella rhossiliensis, 1407 nucleotides long. RefSeq lists its product as uncharacterized. The record is from RefSeq and is a predicted model, not a curated record. The transcript has a single exon. Lineage: Eukaryota; Fungi; Ascomycota; Sordariomycetes; Hypocreales; Ophiocordycipitaceae. The coding region runs from base 1 to 1407 and encodes 468 amino acids.